GGGUGGGAGGUGGGAGGAAGAGGGCUGGAGGCUCCACGAGUGCCUCAGGAGCUGGUUCCUUGCCUUCUGGCGCUGCCCCGUCAUAGGCUGUGGUGGGCGAUGAGCAGCAAGGGUGAGGCGGGGGCUUGAAGGGAGCCAGGCUGUGCUGGCAGCGGGUCUGGCUCAGGGAGAGCAGUCCCUGGCACCAGGUUAGCCGCGGGGGCUGGCUGGGCAUCUCCCCCAGGCUGGCAGGCAGCUCCGGCUCCCCCGCUCAGCCAGCAGCCUCUCCAAAGCCACGAGGUGCCGGAGCUUUGUGCCGCAGCCCUCCUUCCCCAGCACUGAAGCACCAAGCUCCCUCUCCCUGCGCCGUGCCGGGCAGCAGGGGACACCCACAGACCCCCCCAGCUCGGUGUCGGGCAGCACAGAUGCACCCUGAGGUGCUCCUGGCUCUGGGAUGGGGCUUCUGCGGGGACAAUCACGAGCUCUGGGGCACUGGUGGAGACACCUGGUACCCCAUGCCAGCUCCCUCUAGGAGAGCAAACCUUUGGUGGGGAGAAGGCAGCGGCCUUGCUGGGGAGGGGGUUGUAGGCGCCCUGCUCCCUUCCAAGGGUUGAGGGACACCGUGGCCCCACGCACCUCAGGUCCCCAGCCCAUCACGGACUUUGUGCUGUGCUGUUGAUGGCCGGCCAGUAGCUGGUGGACGCACACCCCGCGGUGGGAUCCCUGCUGCCUUCGUCAUCACCCCCUCCUGAGCUGCCAGGCUCGCUUUACAGACCCCAGCUUCCUUUUAUUGCUUCCCCUCUCAGAUUGCAGCCGGGCCGCCGGGGCUAUUUUUAGCAGCCUGCCUUCUAAAAAUAGCCGCGAGCUGUUGGCAGUUGCGUCAGGAGAGGUACCUCUCCUCCGCGCGCCGCCUUGGCCCCUGCGCCCCGGGAGGCUACAAAAGGAGGCCGGGAGCAGCGGGGGUCAGCGGGUUCAGAGGCAGCCGCAGGCGGAGGAGGCGAGAGGCGCUCUGCCAGCUCCGGGCGUGCCGUGCCGGCACCAUGACCGUCUUCUGCAGCCACUGCCACAGGCCGCUGCAGGCAGAGGCGAGCUGCCUGCCCAGGAGGGCCGGGUCGGCGCCCGGCGUCUCCAAGCCGUUCAGGUGAGCCGCCCCUCGCCCGCGGGGCUGCAGGCCGGGCAGCGUGCAAUUCCCUCAGCCUGCCGUUGUGCCGGAGCAGGGGAUGCUGUCCCCCCCCCCCCUCCCCGGACAGGGCUCCCCAAAGAGCUGGCUUUGCAGGUCGACCAAGAGCGCCUCGAAGGCUCGCCGGGACCAGAUCAACGCCGAGCUGCAGGCGCUGCGCUCCCUGCUGCCCAUCUCGGCGCGGGAGAAGGAGCGCCUCUCCUACCUCCACACCAUGGCCCUGGUGUGCCUCCGGCUCCGGGGCGCUCACCUCUUCCCUCCAGGUACCCGCGGGCACCGCUGCACCUGCCCGGUGCCUCGCCAGCACGGCUCUGCACGGGGCGCUGCUCCUGGAGGCGCCUCACGCUGUGCUCCCCCUGCAGACUCGGCUCCCCCAGCGGGACCGGUGCUCGGUGCGGAGCUGCUCUCCCUGCUGCCGGGGUUUCUGCUGGUGCUCUCGGCCGGCGGCAAGCUGGUCUACAUCUCCGAGAACGUCUCCCAGGUCCUGGGCCUCUCCAUGGUAAGGCCUGGCCGCUGUGGAGUUGCAGUCGCUGUCCCCACGAGGCUCUCCUGUGGCUUCAGCAGGCCGCGAGCUCGCGGUGCGCCAGCACCCGGCCCACCGGGGCAGGCACGCUCCCUGACGAUAGCUCCCCGACCAGGUGGAGCUUCUCGCCCAGGGGGACACAGUCUUCGACAUCUUGGAUGGGCGAGCGCGGGAGGACGUGUGCAAGAAGCUCCUCCUGGCGCAGGAGCAGCCAGGCAGGGGUAAGGCUGGGAGAACGGGAGGCUGCUGGGGUGGGGUCUCACAGGUGCUGGGCUCUUUGUGGCUGCCUGGAAGGGGAGCGGGGCUGGAAGGGGAGCCCUUGACCCACCCCUGCAGGUUUGCUUCUCUGCAGAAGUCACGUUUGUCAGCGAGAUGUGCACAUCCAAAGCCUUCCGGCUGCAGCACGGGGGUAACCGGGCCGUGGCAGUGCGCGGGCGCUUCCUGGCCCCACGCUGGCCGGCCUCCCCCACUGCAGCCUUCCUGGCCCUCUGCACUCCGGUCCCACGGCUGGCUGCCGAGGGCGAUGCUGGCUCUCAGGACGACCUGUUCCACAGCACGCAUGCUCUGGACAUGACGUUUACCGAUGUCACGGAGAGUGUCAUCUACCACCUCGGCUACCACAGGGAGGAGCUGAUCGGUCAGUCGUGGUACAGCCUCCUGCACCCCGAGGACACUGACCUCGCAGCUGCCCAGCACAGGGCUGUGGGUGAGUGUCAGGCCUGGAACUGUCCGUGUCCUCCUCUACCCUGGUCUGGCUACACCCAAGACCAGGAUGGUUGGGACAAAGCAGAUUUAGUCCUGCUCACUGUAAAAAGGAGGAAGCAGAGGGUUAGUUACAUGCCUACGGGGGUUUGCGAGCACACGGACGGCUGCUGAGCUGGGGGCCACCAGCACUCUGCCCUGGCACAGUGAGGGGACACACGCAGAGGCGGGACGAUCCCCCUUGAGCCCCGUUUCUCCGAGCGUCCCCGCCCCCCUAACGCCUCCCCUUGCCCGCAGCGCUGGGGCCGGGGCCGGGGCCGGCCGCGAGCCCCGCGGUGCUGCGCGUGCUCCGCAGGGACCGCACCUGGGCCUGGCUCCGCGUGUGGGCGCGAAGGGGCCGCGGCCUCAUCGCCUGCUCCAGCCGCAGCCUCAG
Messenger RNA from Cygnus olor (mute swan), 2817 nucleotides. It is a transcript of the gene NPAS4, whose product is annotated as neuronal PAS domain protein 4. Gene Ontology annotation, molecular function: RNA polymerase II transcription regulatory region sequence-specific DNA binding; DNA-binding transcription factor activity, RNA polymerase II-specific. The coding region runs from base 2055 to 2558 and encodes 167 amino acids. Lineage: Eukaryota; Metazoa; Chordata; Aves; Anseriformes; Anatidae. The record is from RefSeq and is a predicted model, not a curated record. Gene Ontology annotation, biological process: regulation of transcription by RNA polymerase II. The transcript is spliced from 2 exons.